Bipolaris oryzae ATCC 44560 is the source of this 993-nucleotide messenger RNA. RefSeq lists its product as uncharacterized. Gene Ontology annotation, cellular component: oligosaccharyltransferase complex. Lineage: Eukaryota; Fungi; Ascomycota; Dothideomycetes; Pleosporales; Pleosporaceae. The transcript has 2 exons. The record is from RefSeq and is a predicted model, not a curated record. The coding region runs from base 1 to 993 and encodes 330 amino acids.
AUGCGGUGGUUCACGCUCCUCACAGCAUCGCUGCUGCCCUUUGUAGCCCUCGCAGCCAAGAAGCCCGCCGGCGACCGCUUCAAUGACGCCCGCGCCAAAUCGCUGUCUACCGGCCGCCCGCUCAAGCUCAACGAUGCCAGCUACGCCCAACUAACAAAGUCGCCGAGAGACUACGGUGUUGCUGUACUACUCACGGCAUUGGAGCCCAGGUUCGGAUGUGCACUCUGCCGGAGCUUCCAGCCAGAAUGGGACCUACUGGGUAAUAGCUGGACAAAGGGCGACAAAGACGGCCAGUCCAGACUUGUCUUUGGUACCUUGGACUUUGUCGACGGAAAGAACGUCUUUCAAUCGAUGCAACUCCAAACCGCCCCCGUCCUCCUCUACUUCCACCCCACCGCCGGCCCCCACGCAAAAGUCGACGCGCAACCCGCCCGCUUCGACUUCACCGGCGGUCCUCAAACCGCUGAACAAAUCCACGCCUGGGUCGCCCGCCAAGUCCCUGAUGGCCUCCCCAAACCCUCCGUAUCCCGCCCCAUCAACUGGGUCAGGGUUAUCACCAUCACCACCUCGGUCCUCGGCGGCAUCACUGCCAUCUUCGUUGCCUCGCCAUACGUCGUCCCUUUGCUCCAGAACCGCAAUCUCUGGGCUGCCGUUAGUCUGAUUGCCGUGUUGCUCUUCACCAGUGGCCACAUGUUCAAUCACAUCCGCAAGACGCCCUACGUUGUUGGUGAUAACAAAGGUGGCAUCAAUUACUUUGCAGGCGGCUUCAGCAACCAGUACGGCCUCGAGUCGCAGAUCGUCGCUGCCAUCUACGGUGUCCUUGCUUUUGCCGCUAUUUCGCUGGCUGUCAAGGUCCCCAGGAUCCAGGAUGUGCGCGCUCAGUCGCUGGCCGUCUUUUUGUGGACUGGUGUCCUUUUUGGCAUGUACAGCUUCCUCAUGAGCGUCUUUCGUGUCAAGAAUCCUUCAUACCCCUUUUGGCUGCCUCCGUUUUAA